CGCUCGCGGCGCGCCUGGUCCAGCCGCGGGCUGAGCGCUGAGCCGCGGCGGGCGCGGGAGCCGGGCUGGGGCGCGAGCCGAGCGCAGCCUGCCGCCGCUGCUGGGCCGAGCCGACGAGCAGGCGGAGCGAGCCGAGCGGAGUCGAGCGCGCCGGCGGCCGCUGGAGGAGCAGGGCACGGCGUGCAGGGCCCGCCGCUUAGGGGAUGCGGCUGCCUCCCCGGGCUGGUGUGUAGAGGGCGGGUCCCCGGCCUCGGGCGCGCGGCGGUGGAGGGGACCGAGGCGGCCAUGGCGACCCCUGGCAACCUGGGGUCUUCAGUCCUGGCGAGCAAGACCAAGACCAAGAAGAAGCACUUCGUAGCGCAGAAAGUGAAGCUGUUCCGGGCCAGCGACCCUCUGCUCAGCGUCCUUAUGUGGGGGGUGAACCACUCGAUCAAUGAACUGAGCCAUGUUCAGAUCCCUGUAAUGUUGAUGCCAGAUGACUUCAAAGCCUAUUCCAAGAUCAAGGUGGACAAUCACCUGUUUAACAAAGAAAACAUGCCGAGCCAUUUCAAGUUCAAGGAAUACUGUCCCAUGGUUUUCCGUAAUCUGCGGGAGAGAUUCGGGAUCGAUGACCAGGAUUUCCAGAAUUCCUUGACCAGAAGCGCACCCCUCCCCAACGACUCGCAGGCCCGCAGUGGGGCACGGUUCCAUACGUCCUAUGACAAAAGAUACGUCAUCAAGACCAUCACCAGCGAAGACGUGGCCGAAAUGCACAACAUCCUAAAGAAAUACCACCAGUACAUAGUGGAAUGUCACGGGGUCACUCUGCUUCCCCAGUUCCUGGGCAUGUACCGGCUGAACGUGGAUGGAGUAGAGAUCUACGUGAUCGUGACAAGGAAUGUGUUCAGCCACCGCCUCUCUGUAUAUAGGAAAUACGACUUAAAGGGCUCCACAGUGGCUCGAGAAGCUAGUGACAAAGAAAAGGCCAAAGAACUGCCAACUUUAAAGGAUAAUGAUUUCAUUAAUGAGGGCCAAAAGAUUUAUAUUGAUGACAACAAUAAAAAGGUGUUCCUGGAAAAACUGAAAAAGGAUGUUGAGUUUCUUGCCCAGUUGAAGCUCAUGGACUACAGCUUACUGGUGGGGAUUCACGACGUGGAAAGGGCUGAGCAAGAAGAGGUGGAAUGUGAGGAAAACGACGGGGAGGAGGAGGGGGAGAGCGACGGCCCCCACGCGGUUGGGACCCCUCCGGACAGUCCCGGAAACACGCUGAACAGCUCACCACCCUUGGCGCCAGGGGAGUUUGAUCCACACAUCGAUGUUUAUGGAAUUAAGUGCCAUGAAAACUCACCUAGGAAAGAGGUGUACUUCAUGGCCAUUAUCGACAUCCUCACUCAUUACGAUGCAAAAAAGAAAGCUGCCCACGCUGCAAAAACCGUGAAGCACGGCGCUGGAGCGGAGAUCUCCACCGUGAACCCAGAGCAGUAUUCAAAGCGCUUCUUGGACUUCAUUGGCCACAUCCUGACGUAACCUCCCGAGCAGCCUGGGACCGACCUGAGCAUGGGAAGGACGGAGGUGGCUUCAGUGUAGGGAAGAUGAAAAAACCAAACUCCAUGAAGCACUCACCUUGCAGGAAGCAAACCUCUUUGUUUACAUCUUCAGGCCAAGAUGACUGAUCUGGGGGCUACUAGCUUUCACAGCUACCUGACAUUUCCCAGCAUCGUUCUAGCUAUCUCCAACUGUGCGUGUGUGUGUGUAUGAAUGUGUGUGUAUGCGUGUACGUGCUCACAUUUUACAAUAAUUCAUUAAAUAAAACCAAUCAGCUUGAAUCAGAAUGUGUUCACAGAAACCCUCUGAUUCCAGCUAUGGGUGAAUGAGUGAGUGAGUGAGUGAGCGAGCGAGCAAGUGAGCGAGUGAGCAAGAGAGCCAGCACAUGUGGGGGGAGGGGAACAGGAAAUGCAUGCCAGAGGAACCUCAUGGGCAUCACACGAUAAACUGUGGAUCCGUAUAUAUAUAUAUAUAUUUUUUUUCGAGUUGAAAGAUGUGAGACAGUGUUCAUAAUAAUAAUGAAGACAAUAAUAAUGAGAAGGAUGGUGAUGAUUUAAAAAAAAAAACCUACUGCAAAUGUUACACUUCCCCCCCUGCAUGCCCAACACUCCUUAAUAGUUGUCACUUCGACCCCAGCCAUGAUGGAAGAAUACCAGCACCCUUGUGUGUGCCGGUUCAGAGCUCUGUCCCCACCUGCACCAUGUCACGGAGCAGCAGGCCCUUCCUGCUCUGCCAGGAAGCUGAUGCUGCAGGGACUCUGGCUGGACAUUGAUGCCUCUGGAAAUCAUGUCCGGGAGAACAGCUUACUCCUCUUUCCUCGCCUGGAGCCUCUCUGUGACACCCUUCUGUUGCAGUCUAGGAUUUAAUACUAGGAAAGGAAAACAGCACCAACCUGCACAGAGCAUAGUUUGGGGCAAUGGUGUCCACAUCUCCCCCUGGGGGAAGACAAGCACAGCGCUAAAACUCUCACCUUUCGUCACCCAAGGCGAAUUGAUUUCCAAGAAGUUUAUGUUUGGCCUGUGUUUAAACAGUGGCAUUUUGUUAUUAUGAAUUGUCCUUUUAAUGAAGACCCUCAGUUUUACUGUUUACAUGAUCAGGAAAACAGGGAUAUUUCUGAAUCUAAAAAUGUAAUAUACAGCAUAUGAUAUUUUGUUUUGAAGUUUACAUGUAAAGUCAUUUUACAGUGUAGGUGAAAUGUUUGUCUGAUUUUGAGAUUUAUCCCACAGUCACAUUUUUAGGUGAGCAUUUUAUUCACAAGACGUAGUAGUCAGUCUUUGAUAAUAAAAGGAAAAAGAUUGUUUGGUUUCCUUCAGAUAUAAAUUUAUCCAUUUAAUGAUGUAACCCAAAUCUGGUCAUAGAAGUUGAUUGCCCUAAACUGUGCUGGUUGUGUUUAAUCCAGUUGUAAAUUUCCAACACAGAUCAUGUAUUUUACCAACUUCCUGCACUUUCUGAAAGGCAUCAGGCUAAAAUAUUAGACUUGCUUAGAGUAGCUUAUCAAUUUAUAUGCUGUGCUAAUGCUGUGCCUUGGAAAUUCCUGUUGAAACCAUGAGAUGGUUUUGGUAGACAGUUUCAGGAAAGGGGGAAAUAUCCCUCUUCAGUAAUCAAUUACUUAACAACUCACCCAAGUCCUGUGCCAUGCUGCCUUUGCCAGUAACUUCAGGGCUCUCCAGGUUGCGACUGUGCCCAGGGAGUGUGGGUUGACAUCACAGUGUCUCUGGAAGCCAGCAGCCAUGCCGCCCCCACCCCUAUCGACUUUCCAUAGAUCUGUUACCCUUUACAGAUGAUGUUAACACCACUGAACAUAGUUGUACAAAUCCGCAUUGUGUGUAUUUAAUUGAUUCUGUCAUUUGGUUUCCUCCCACCCCUGCCCAACACACACACACACACACACACACACACA
Ochotona princeps (American pika) is the source of this 3424-nucleotide messenger RNA. RefSeq names its product phosphatidylinositol-5-phosphate 4-kinase type 2 alpha (gene PIP4K2A). NCBI's taxonomy places the organism in Eukaryota, Metazoa, Chordata, Mammalia, Lagomorpha, Ochotonidae. The record is from RefSeq and is a predicted model, not a curated record. Gene Ontology annotation, biological process: phosphatidylinositol metabolic process. The coding region runs from base 286 to 1506 and encodes 406 amino acids. The transcript has 10 exons. Gene Ontology annotation, molecular function: phosphatidylinositol kinase activity.